GUUAAUUCUAGGCACUUAGUGGGUAUUUUCAAACCAUUUUGCUCAAAGCAUCCUUCUGAAGGAAUCCUUACCUCGAAUCACUUGUGGGGUCAAAUCCAUUGCUAGGAAAAAUAUAUGCUUCCUGUUUUUAAUAAAGACUUACGACCAUCGACGGCUAGUGAUUGGGCGUCAUACCUCUUGGUUAAAUCCUCAUCAUCAUGGAUCCGAAUUUCACCAGCAAGACCACCACUAUCUUUUGGUGUUCAGCCUGAACGCAUAUCAAAUACAGAUUUUGUCGUCGCCGACAUCCCAGAGCUCAACCACAUUGCUCAUGACUUAGGCCUCUUGUCGAUAACACCUUCAGUCCAAUAGUGCUCUUGCUUUCUUAGGCGAGACACUGCAGAGUAGACAUAAUUUCGGGCGCUUAGGCGGUGAAAAGUUAUUUUUCAUUGAUUAUGACAAUUGAUUGUGGAAAAUCUCUUAAUCAAUGACAUUGACUAUGAAAAUUAAUCACUAAUAUACUCAUUUGAAAAAUAAAUAUAGAGGAGAGCUCCAUUUUUCUCGAAACUAGGAAAAUCUUACAGUGACGAAACCUUAGGGUUUUAAUUUACGAUGGCGGCGAGAGGGCCGCCGGUCAUAUCGGGGGUGAGUCACAAACCUCCGAAUGGAUGGAGUGGAGCCCGAAAACCAUUGGAGGGAUCUUCUAACCUGGACGGAAAGAGCACAUGGGAGAUCGUUCAACCUAAGAAGAAGGCUCUUGCCCUUGAUUUUUAUGUUGACGUAGAUAAUGUUGAUAUUGGGGACGUGAUGGCGGGGGAGAUGGAAACUGACAAAGCUAGUUCGAUGACCGCCUCUGCAUGGCAAGGAGGACAGGGUCGUCGAUUUAACGAAAUCCUUCAACAAGACAAUUGGUAUGUAGUCGCGUCUGAUUCGAAAGAUGUAUCUCAAGCUGAAAAGGAAGAAGAUGAUGUGAUGGAUGAGGAAACAUAUGACCCUAAGUGCUCGGCCAUUAUGUUUUCGGCAGUGGAGAAGAUCCAUUGGCGAAGAGAGUGGUUAUCAGCUAUAGUGGUAAAGGGAUUGGGGAGAAGAGUAUCGUAUAUUCCGCUAGCUCGACGUUUGAAUUUGCUCUGGGCUAGGAAUGAGGAACUUCAAAUAUCGAAUACGAGGAAUGGCUAUUUUCUGGUCAGAUUCAGCACCCAGAAAGACUAUGAUCAUGCAACUGUGGGGGGUCGUGACUCCUAUGAGAGAUGUACCUCACGGUGCACCAGUGGUUCAAAGGCUUUAAUCCAUGGAAAACAAUUAUCACAUCGAUAAUGUUAUGGGACCAACUACCAGAGCUUCCGUGAGUUUAUCAAUAAGGAAGAAGUGAUGAGAAUUGCAAAGCGAAUGGGUAAACCAAUCCAAGUACAUCGAGCCAGAGAGCUUCGUGCUAGAGGGAAAUAUACAUCAGUGUGUGUUGAAGUGGAUCUCACCCAACAGAUCUUAUCCCAAUAGAAAAUAUAAGGAGUGACAUACCUAAUACAAUAUGAGGGUCUAG
Messenger RNA from Linum trigynum, 1516 nucleotides. The record is from the annotation of a GenBank genome assembly. Lineage: Eukaryota; Viridiplantae; Streptophyta; Magnoliopsida; Malpighiales; Linaceae.